AUGUUACAUUACCCUAGCACAAGCACUUGGUAUGUCUAUGGGAGGUGCUCCAGCAGGUCCCGCUGGUACUGGAAAAACAGAAACAACUAAGGAUAUGGGAAAAGCACUUGGCAAAUAUGUUGUUGUCUUCAAUUGCUCUGAUCAAAUGGACUUUCGCGGAUUAGGACGUAUCUAUAAAGGUUUAGCACAGUCUGGAUCAUGGGGAUGCUUUGAUGAAUUUAACAGAAUAGAGCUGCCUGUAUUAUCUGUAGCUGCACAGCAGAUCUACAUUGUACUCACAGCCAAAAAAGAUAGAAAGAAGGAAUUUGUCUUCACAGAUGGAGAUAAUGUAGACUUAAAUCCUGAAUUUGGUCUGUUCUUAACAAUGAACCCUGGUUAUGCUGGACGUCAAGAAUUGCCUGAGAAUUUGAAAGUACAAUUUAGAACUGUUGCUAUGAUGGUUCCUGAUAGACAGAUUAUCAUGAGAGUGAAGCUUGCUUCUUGUGGUUUCCUUGAAAAUGUCUUGCUUGCACAGAAAUUCUACACACUUUACAAACUGUGUGAAGAACAGCUUUCAAAACAGGUACAUUAUGAUUUUGGAUUAAGAAACAUUUUGUCAGUACUGAGAACACUGGGAGCAAACAAGAGAGCCAGACCAAAUGAUACUGAAAGCACAAUUGUCAUGAGAGUACUCAGAGAUAUGAACUUGUCAAAACUGGUUGAUGAAGAUGAACCAUUGUUUAUGAGUUUAAUUGCUGACUUGUUCCCUGGAAUAACCCUUGAUUCAGCAACCUACGCUGAACUUCAAGUGGCAAUAGCAAACCAGGUAGAUGCUGCAGGGCUCGUAAACCAUCCAUCAUGGAACUUGAAACUUGUACAGCUAUAUGAGACUCAGCGUGUACGUCAUGGAAUGAUGACAUUAGGACCAAGUGGUGCUGGUAAAUCAUGCUGCAUUCAUGUACUGAUGAAGUCAAUGAGUGACUGUGGAGCUCCACAUAGAGAAAUGAGAAUGAACCCAAAGGCCAUUACAGCACCACAGAUGUUUGGUAGAUUGGAUGUUGCCACCAAUGACUGGACAGAUGGUAUAUUUUCUACACUUUGGAGAAGAUCUUUGAAAGCAAAGAAAGGAGAGCAUAUUUGGAUUGUUCUAGAUGGUCCAGUAGAUGCUAUUUGGAUUGAGAAUCUCAACUCUGUACUUGAUGACAACAAAACUCUAACAUUAGCUAAUGGAGAUCGUAUUCCUAUGGCACCAAACUGUAAGAUUGUGUUUGAAGUGCACAACAUUGACAAUGCCUCGCCUGCUACUGUAUCCAGAAACGGUAUGGUCUUCAUGAGUUCAUCUGCAUUGGACUGGAGACCUAUUUUACAGGGAUGGUUAAAAACAAGAACUGCUCAGGAAAGUGACAUUCUAUUUGGACUGUUUGACAAAGUGUUUGAUGAUAUCUUCAGAUAUGUUAACUUGAAUCUUAACAUGAAGAUGAUACUUCUUGAAUGUAACCAGAUCAGACAGGCAACAGAUCUUCUAGAGGGUUUAAUUCCCAAAAGAGAUGACAAAGGAAACCUACCAGGCUCCCAUUUAGAAAAGCUGUUCAUUUUUGCCUUAAUGUGGAGUUUAGGAGCACUGUUGGAACUGGAGGAUCGUGCCAAGAUGGAACAUUUCAUUGUGAAUGAUUGUGAAAAAUUAUCCUUGCCUCCAGUAAAAGAUGAUGAAACCAUUUUUGAGUACUUGGUUGAUGAGAAAGGGGAAUGGUUACAUUGGAUGCAUAGAGUAGAGGAGUAUAUCUAUGCAUCAGAUUAUGUUCCAGAGUUCAGUUCAAUUCUAGUACCAAAUGUGGACAAUGUCAGAACAAACUUUCUCAUUGAUACUAUUGCAAAGCAGUACAAGGCUGUAUUGCUGAUAGGAGAACAGGGAACAGCUAAGACUGUGAUGAUCAAAGGUAACAUGGCAAAAUAUGACCCAGAUGCACAUCUUAGCAAGAGUUUCAACUUUUCAUCAGCCAGUACACCUAUGAUGUUCCAGAGAACGAUAGAAAGUUAUGUGGACAAGAGAAUGGGAAGCACAUAUGGACCACCUGGUGGAAGACGUAUGACAGUUUUCAUUGAUGAUGUCAACAUGCCCAUUAUAAAUGAGUGGGGAGAUCAGGUAACCAAUGAGAUCACACGCCAGAUGAUGGAAAUGCAUGGCAUGUACAGUCUGGAUAAACCUGGUGACUUUAUAUCUAUAGUAGACCUACAGUUUGUAGCAGCUAUGAUUCACCCUGGUGGAGGCAGAAAUGAUAUUCCAGAAAGAUUAAAAAGGCAAUUUUGUAUCUUCAAUUGUACUUUGCCAUCAAACAACUCUAUAGAUAAAAUCUUUGGAAUCAUUGGAUGUGGAUACUUCUGUCCAGAGAGAUUUAACACAGAAAUAUGUGACAUCACAAAAUUGUUAGUCCCAGCAACAAGAAUUGUUUGGCAGGCAACCAAGGUGAAAAUGUUACCAACCCCUGCAAAGUUCCAUUAUAUUUUCAACUUGAGAGAUUUGUCCCGUAUUUGGGAAGGCAUGUUGAAAAUCCAUGGAGAUGAUUGUUCUAGUAAAGCCACUAUGCUUGGGCUUUGGAAGCAUGAAUGCACAAGGGUCAUUGCUGACAGGUUUACUAAUCCAGAGGACAAGCAGUGGUUUGAAAAUGCAAUGAUUAAUGUGUGUAAGACGCAUCUAGGAGAGGAAUAUUUUAAUGAACUACCACAGGAACCAUUCUUUGUUGAUUUCCUCAGGGACGCCCCUGAACCUACAGGUGAAGAAUCAGAAGAUGCUUCCCUUGAUGCUCCUAAAAUUUAUGAACAGAUAGAAGACUUGGGAAUGUUGAAUGAAAAAUUGAAAAUGUUUAUGGUACAAUACAAUGAGACAGUAAGGGGAGGAUCAAUGGACCUUGUAUUUUUCAAAGAUGCCAUGGUACAUCUGAUUAAGAUAUCAAGAAUUAUCCGCACACCAAGAGGCAAUGCUCUACUUGUUGGAGUUGGUGGAUCUGGAAAACAAUCACUGACAAGAUUGGCUUCCUUUAUUGCAAACUACAAAAUGUUUCAGAUUACUCUUAGCAGGACAUAUGGUAUCACUAACCUGAUGGAUGAUUUAAAGUUUCUAUAUCGAGUAGCUGGUGGAAAAGGGCAAGGCAUAUCAUUCAUUUUCACAGACAAUGAGAUCAAAGAUGAAGCUUUCCUUGAAUACCUUAACAAUGUGCUUAGCUCUGGAGAGGUUUCAAACUUGUUUGCCAAAGAUGAAUUAGAUGAAAUAACACAAGAACUGAUACCUGUCAUGAAGAAAGAGUGUCCAAGGCGACCUCCAACACCUGAAAAUCUUUAUGAUUAUUUCAUUUCAAGGGUGUUAGCUGAGGUGACAGCUAGUGCUACAGCAGCAGAGAAAGUUAAAGCUGAUGUGCAAAAAGUAAAAGAUAAAAACACGCAUAAAGUAGAGAAAACAAUGUUUGGGGAAAAAUCAUAUGCGAAACAAAAAGAGGCUGCUAAAAACCCCCUCUCAUGGAAGCUGAAAGAAACCCUGCAGUUUGAGAAUUAGGACUGUGUACUUCUGCUGUUCCAAAAAAGGGUAGAUACAGUAACACCUGAUCCUGAAAGACCUUGUCCUAAACCUUCCUGGGGAGAAUCACUUAAGUUGAUGAGUGCUUCAGGUUUCUUACAAACUUUGGUGCAAUUUCCAAAAGACACCAUCAACGCUGAGACUGUAGAGUUAAUGGAACCAUAUCUACGUAUGGAAGAUUUUAACAUGGAGUCUGCUAAGAAAGUGUGCAGUAAUGUUGCAGGUUUACUGUCCUGGUCAUGUGCUAUGGCUUUCUUCUUUGGUGUAAAUAAAGAAGUACUACCAUUGAAGGCAAACCUUGCAGUGCAAGAGGCAAGACUUAAUGUAGCUUCAGCUGAACUAGAUACAGCUCAAGCACAGCUUGAUGAUAAGCAGAAAGAACUUGAUGCAGUACAGGCCAUGUAUGAUGCUGCUAUGAAAGAAAAACAGGAAUUGUUAGAUGAUGCUGAAUCCUGCAAGAGAAGAAUGACAGCAGCAUCAGCACUUAUUGGUGGAUUAGCUGGUGAAAAAGUGAGAUGGACAGAACAGAGCAAGCAGUUUAAAUCACAGAUUGACAGGCUAGUUGGGGAUGUGUUACUUUGUACUGGAUUCUUGUCUUAUUCUGGACCAUUUAAUCAAGAGUUCCGCAGUAAGCUGGUCAAUAACUGGCAGAAAGAGAUGUAUCAAAGACGCAUUCCAUUUACAAAUGACCUUAAUCUCAUCACCAUGCUUGUUGAUAAUGCAACAAUUGGUGAAUGGAAUAUUCAAGGUUUGCCAAAUGAUGACUUGUCAGUACAGAAUGGUAUUAUUACAACAAAAGCUACCAGAUACCCACUUCUUAUUGAUCCGCAAGGACAGGGGAAAAUCUGGAUCAAAAAUAGGGAAAAAGAAAGAGAAUUACAAGUGACAUCUUUGAACCACAAGUAUUUCCGUACACAUCUUGAGGAUGCUCUGUCUCUAGGAAGACCACUGCUCAUUGAGGAUGUAGAGGAAGAGCUAGACCCUGCCCUCGAUAAUGUGCUGGAGAAAAACUUUAUUAAAUCAGGUUCCACUUUCAAGGUAAAAGUUGGAGACAAGGAGUGUGAUGUGAUGUCUGGGUUUUAUCUCUACAUCACAACAAAGUUUGCUAACCCAGCAUAUACACCAGAGGUUAGUGCCAGAACAUCUAUCAUUGAUUUUACUGUGACUAUGAAAGGUUUGGAAGAUCAGUUGCUGGGACGUGUCAUAUUGACUGAGAAAAAUGAAUUAGAAGCUGAGCGUGUCAAAUUAAUGGAGGAUGUGACAGCAAACAAACGCAAGAUGAAAGAACUUGAAGACAAUCUUCUAUUUAAACUCACCAGUACAAAGGGUUCAUUAGUAGAUGAUGAGUCACUGAUCACUGUGUUGGGUGUGACUAAAGUAACAGCAGCUGAGGUCAGUGAGAAGUUAACAGUAGCUGCUGAAACAGAAAUCAAGAUUAAUGAGGCAAGAGAAGAAUUUAGACCAGUGGCAUCAAGGGGAAGUAUCCUGUAUUUCCUGAUAUGUGAUAUGACUAUUGUGAACAGAAUGUAUCAGACGUCAUUAACCCAGUUUUUAGGAAUAUUUGACAUCUCAAUGGCAAGAUCGGACAAAAGUCCAGUUACAUCCAAAAGAAUUCAAAACAUUAUAGAUUAUCUGGGCUUUGAAGCAUUUAGGUACACAUGCCGAGGGUUGUAUGAGGAACAUAAGUUUCUAUUUGUCCUUUUGAUGUCACUUAAGAUAGAUAUACAACAGAAUAGAGUCAAACAUGACGAGUUUCAAACAUUUGUCAAAGGUGGAGCUGCUCUAGAUUUAAAUGCAGUUACACCAAAGCCUGCCAAAUGGAUUUCAGACAUGACUUGGCUGAAUCUUGUACAGUUGAGUUCUCUUGGUCAGUUCUCAGAGAUACUCAACCAAGUUACCCGGAAUGAUAGAGGCUGGAAGGCCUGGUUUGACACAGAUGCUCCCGAGGAGGAAACCAUGCCUGAUGGUUAUACAGCAGCACUAGAUUCAUUCAAGAAGCUGUUGCUUAUAAGAUCCUGGUGUCCAGACAGAACAGUGCCUCAAGCAAGAAAGUAUAUAAGUGAUUCAAUGGGACCAAGGUAUGCUGAAGCUGUACUGCUUAAUCUUGAAGCUACCUGGGCGGAGAGUGAUACAAGAACACCUCUCAUCUGCUUCUUGUCUAUGGGUUCUGAUCCAACCAACCAGAUUGAGAAUCUUUGUAAGAAAAGACAACUUGAAUUCAGGGCUAUUUCAAUGGGACAGGGACAAGAAGUACAUGCAAGAAAACUCAUUCAUGCUUUCAUGCAAACUGGAGGCUGGGCUCUACUGCAGAAUUGUCAUUUAGGUUUGAACUUUAUGGAUGAGUUGUUGGAUACAUUGUUAGAGGCACAACAGAUACAUGAUGACUUCAGAGUGUGGAUUACAACAGAACCCCAUGAUCACUUUCCUAUCAGCUUACUCCAGUCUUCAUUGAAGUUUACCAAUGAGCCACCUCAAGGUAUCAAGGCAGGCUUAAAGAGAACUUACGCUGGAUUGAGUCAGGACUUUCUUGAUGUUUGCAGCAUGCCACAGUGGAAGUCUCUUCUAUUUGGCGUUUCCUUUCUACACACAGUGGUUCAGGAACGUAGAAAGUUUGGUCCAUUAGGAUGGAAUAUUCCUUAUGAAUUUAACUCCUCAGAUUGGCAAGCCAGUGUGCAGUUCUGUCAAAACCAUUUAGAUGACAUAGAUGUGAAAAAGGGUGUAUCAUGGGUGACUGUAAGGUACAUGCUUGGAGAAGUGCAGUAUGGCGGAAGAGUAACAGAUGAUUAUGAUAAGAGACUUCUCAAUACAUUUGCUAGAGUAUGGUUUGGUGACUUCAUGUUUGCUGACAACUUCCAGUUUUACACUGGUUACAAGAUUCCAAAAGUAAAGUCCUAUGAUCAGUUCAUGACUUACAUAGAUAAUUUGCAAUUAGUGGACUCUCCAGAGGCCUUUGGUCUACAUCCCAAUGCUGACAUCACAUACCAGACAAAUAUGGCAGGCAGUAUUCUAGAUACAAUAAUGAGUAUACAACCAAAAGAGGGUGGUGCUGGAGCUGGUGAAACAAGAGAAUCUGUUGUGUUUAGAAUGGCCGAGGAUAUGCUGGAUAAAUUACCUGUUGACUACAAACCUCAUGAAGUUAAAGACAGGUUAAAGAAAAUGGGACAAUUACAUCCAUUGAACAUUUUCUUGAAGCAAGAAAUUGACAGAAUGCAAAGAGUUAUCGGCAUUGUUAGAACCACUCUGAGUGAUCUAAAACUUGCAAUUGAAGGAACAAUUAUUAUGUCAGAGAACUUAAGAGAUGCUUUAGACAACAUGUUUGAUGCCAAGGUUCCAAACCUGUGGCGCAAAGUGUCCUGGCAGUCCUCAACCCUUGGUUUCUGGUAUACAGAACUUUUAGAAAGAAACGACCAGUUUUUCAAAUGGGUUUUCCAGGGUAGACCAGAUGUAUUCUGGAUGACAGGAUUAUUCAAUCCACAAGGAUUCUUAACUGCUAUGAGACAAGAAGUGACAAGAGCACACAAAGGUUGGGCUUUGGAUUCUGUCACCUUACACAAUGAUGUGUUGAAGUCAUUGAAAGAAGACAUUACUGGACCUCCUGCAGAAGGGGUAUAUAUUUAUGGUCUUUAUCUGGAUGGAGCUAGCUGGGACAAAAGGAACUGUAGACUGUCAGAAUCUCAUGCCAAAGUGUUGUUUACACUCCUUCCUGUCAUUCACAUGUAUGCAAUCAAUUCAACAGCACCAAAAGAUCCUAGGCUGUACCAAUGUCCAGUAUACAAGAAGCCACACAGGACAGACUUAACAUACAUUACAUUCAUUGUUCUCAAAACAAGCCAAAGCCCUGAUCACUGGAUUCUAAGAGGUGUUGCUGCUCUUUGUGACAUCAAAUAGAAUUACAUAUUUAAAAAUCAUCUCUGCAUGAUUGCAGUUGAAUGUUGGACAGACUAAUGAAUCUAUUUUUAUUAAAUACGUAAUUUAUUCCCUUUACUGUUUUAGUUACUUAAUAAAUUGUUACAGUGAA
Molecule: messenger RNA, 7565 nt
Organism: Ruditapes philippinarum (Manila clam)
Lineage: Eukaryota; Metazoa; Mollusca; Bivalvia; Venerida; Veneridae
Product: dynein axonemal heavy chain 8-like
Exons: 48
Biological process (GO): microtubule-based movement
Cellular component (GO): dynein complex
Molecular function (GO): dynein light intermediate chain binding; ATP binding; minus-end-directed microtubule motor activity
Source: RefSeq, a predicted model, not a curated record